Molecule: messenger RNA, 2613 nt
Organism: Camelina sativa (false flax)
Lineage: Eukaryota; Viridiplantae; Streptophyta; Magnoliopsida; Brassicales; Brassicaceae
Biological process (GO): DNA repair; telomere maintenance
Molecular function (GO): DNA helicase activity
Source: RefSeq, a predicted model, not a curated record
AUGGAAGAAGGUAGUUGUUCCAAACUUUACCCAAAACAGUAUGUUAAAACCACCAGCAUUGACAAGGAAGGUUACCCGGUUUAUAGAAGAAGAAAGGAUGGGCGUUUUAUCGAGAAGAAUAGCUUCAAAUGUGAUAACCGAUAUGCUGUCCCUUACAAUCGGACUUUGUCGCUUAAAUAUCAUGCUCAUAUUAAUGUGGAGUGGUGCAACCAAACAGGUUCAGUGAAGUACUUAUUUAAGUAUGUUCACAAAGGUAAUGAUCGAGUUGGUGUCAUUGUUGAACCUAAUAAAAAAAAGGUUAAUGAAGAAGGUCACAAGAAUUUGGAAAACGAAAAUACUCCAUCAUCAAAAAACGAAAUACAAGAUUACUUUGAUGGCAGAUAUGUAUCUGCAUGUGAAGCUAUGUGGAGGAUUUUAGCUUACCAAAUACAUUAUAGGCAAACCGCUGUUGUGCCACUCAGUUUCCAUGAGGAAGGCAAACAACCUAUUUAUUACCGAGAAGGUGAGUCUGCACAGAAUGUCAUGGAUCGUGACACUCUUGAUGAAUCUCAAUUUCUUGCUUUAUUUGAACUUAAUAAGCGUGAUGAAGAAGCAAGAAAGUUAUUAUACGAAGAAAUACCAAGCAAGUUUAUUUGGGAUGGAAAGGAGAAAUCUUUUUUCAAGAGAAAAACAAAAGCAUUCGCUAUAGGGAGAAUUAACUACGUGUCUCCGACCAUAGAUGAUGCAUAUCAUUUGAGGAUACUCCUCAAUUCCAUCAGAGGUCCUACCAGUUUUGAUCACAUUAAAACUGUGAAUGGUGUCGUACACAAAAUGUAUCGUGAAGCAUGUUACUCUCUUGGGUUGUUAGAUGAUGACAAAGAAUAUAUUGAAGGUAUCAAAGAAGCAAAUUUCAUGUGUUCUCCAAAGUUCGUUCGUAAAAUGUUUGUCAGGAUGCUUCUCUCAGCCGUUUUAAGUACUCCUCAUAUUGUAUGGGAAGAAACUUGGGAGAUGUUAUCUGAGGACAUAUUAAGGCGCAAAAGAAAAGAAUUAAAGCGACCAGAGCUUCAAUUGACUGAUGAAGAAAGGAAAAUAUUUUGUCUACAAGAGAUAAACAAACAGUUGAAAAGAAAUGGUUCUUCACUUGAGUCUUUCAAAACUCUGCCCCAGCUACAGGAUGAUAAUAUUCCGGUUUUAAACCAGUUAAUAGCUGAUGAACGGAGAUUCAUCAAUCAAACUAAUUUAAAGAAGAAUCAUUUGGAGUGGUUAAGUAUGCUUACGGAAGAGCAGAAGAAGAUAUAUGAUGAGAUCAUAGACUCUGUUUUCAAAGAUAAAGGUGGAGUAUUUUUCUUAUAUGGUUUUGGUGGAACUGGUAAAACAUUCCUUUGGAAAGUUCUAUCUGCAGCUGUAAGGAUAAGGGGAGAAAUAGUUUUGAAUACUGCAUCUAGCGAUAUAGCCUCUCUUUUGUUAGAGGGAGGCAGAACAGCUCAUUCAAGAUUUGGCAUACCUCUUGAUGUUCAUGAGACGUCAAUGUGCAGAAUGUCAAGGUCUUCUGAUCUAGGUGAAUUAGUUCAAGAAGCGAAGUUGAUCAUCUGGGACGAAGCUCCAAUGAUGAGUAAAUACUGCUUUGAGACUUUGGAUAGAAGUUUGAAAGAUAUAAUGCGUGAUCCAGAAGAUAAACCUUUUGGGGGUAAGGUCAUUAUUUUUGGUGGUGAUUUCCGUCAGAUACUUCCUGUUAUUGUUGGUGCUGGCCGAGAGCAAAUAGUUAACUCAUCGCUCAACUCAUCUUACCUUUGGAAUAAUUGUAAAGUUUUAAGGCUAACAAGAAAUAUGAGGUUGCUGCAAAACAUAACUGCAAAUCAAGCCAGAGAGAUUGAAGAAUUCUCGAAAUGGAUACUUGAUGUUGGAGAAGGAAGACUUAAUGAGCCAAAUGAUGGAGUUGUUGACAUUGACAUUCCAGAAGAAUUGCUGGAUGUCAGCUAUUUUCAAAGCAGAGCUAUUUUAUGUCCAACGAAUGAUGAUGUCAACACUAUAAAUGACCACAUGAUAUCCAUAUUGGAAGGUGAGGAAAGAGUUUACUUAAGUUCAGAUAGUAUUGAUCCUGCAGAUAAAAGGAAUAAAGACAAUCCUGCAUAUAGCCCUGAUUUCCUAAACUCAGUUAGGAUUUCCGGAGUACCAAACCAUGCUCUUCGUUUGAAAAUUGGUUGUCCAGUAAUGUUGCUACGCAAUAUUGAUCCUCAUGGAGGCUUAAUGAAUGGAACAAGACUACAUAUUACACAAAUGGCUGAUCAUGUUAUACAAGCAAGAAUAAUCACUGGUACGAGAGUUGGUAAAAUUGUUCUUUUACCAAGAAUGGUAUUAAUACCAUCAGAUACCCGUUUGCCUUUCAAAAUGAGACGUAGACAAUUUCCUAUAAACGUUGCUUUCGCAAUGACUAUCAACAAAAGUCAAGGUCAGUCUCUCUCAAAUGUUGGUUUAUACUUGCCUAGACCUGUUUUCUCUCAUGGCCAGCUAUAUGUAGCUAUGUCCCGUGUAAGCAGUAAAUCAGGAUUGAAAAUCCUCAUUACUGACCCAAAAGGAAAACCUCAAAAGAAAACAAGGAAUGUCGUCUUCAAAGAGGUUUUCCAAAACAUUUGA